AUGGAAGAGGUGUUACGCCAUGAGAAAUGGUUCUUCGGCUAUGUUUCUCGGUAAGAAUCACGCAGUAUGGAAUGGAAUGAUGACAUCACAGCUGUGUUACAAAACUCUGGCAGUAAUGAAAUAUUUUCAGCAAAUUUGUAGAGAAAUAUCUGAAGAAUCCCGGAGAUUGGUGUGUCCGAUCGAACUGCAGAAAAGAUUUUGGCCGAGUCAACACCGAACAUUUCGUUUGUGUCAAGAAAUCAGACGGCCAAAUCCAUGAUUACGUCCUCAAAUUUGACAAACGGAAGGGAUGGUACUUUGGGGGGACCGAAUCUGAGGUUUAUCCAUCAUUAGAGACGCUUCUUCACAGCAAAACAGAAACUAUUCAGAAAGUAAGUAAUACAUUAUUAACAAUAACUACUGUCUUUCGAAUAAUAUUACUUUAGUUACAACUGCUCAACGCUGCGGACCGCCCUCCAAUUCUAAUACCUCCUGGAUCCUUGGAAUGGGAGAAUUGUGAUGCCAACUUACUGGGGAAAGGAAGUUAUGGAACUGUAGUCAGAGCUAAGGCUACCAUUAACAGCAAGUUUCAUAGGCAAAAUGUCAAUGGGUUUUUAGAAGUUAAGUUCGAUGUAGCGGUCAAGAUCCCACAGACAGCACCGACAGUUCCAAAACUAGGAUCAAAAAGGAAUACGCAGAAAGAGGUAAUGCUGGAGGUGGAACAGAUGCUGCAUGAGGCCGAGGUGAUGAGACAUUUCCAUCAUGAAAAUAUUCUUCGAUGUUUUGGAAUCGACACUUCAGAGGAUACAAUUAGAGUAAGCGACGAUUUCACCCACCCUAUUGUUUCUUAUUUUAGCUUGUUCUCAGUCUUUGCCCUGGAGGCAGUUUGUUGGAGCAUCUCCACCAUAAUGGGGAGGAAAUUCGAUUCGAAGAGAAGCUCAUUUUCAGUUUGGAAGCAGCGCGGGGAUUAAAGUAUUUGCAUACGAAAUGGAAAUGUAUUCAUCGAGAUAUGGCGGCGAGAAAUUGUUUAAUCGCAAAGGUAAACAUCAAUCGAGACGAAAAUGAUAAUUGUUACAAGUAUUGAAUAAUUACAGUAUUCAUGAUGACUUUAGGAUGGUAAGCUGAAAUUGAGUGACUUUGGGAUCUGCAUGAUGGAAGGGGUUACAAAUACGAAUGAGGACAAGAUCAAAGUUCCCAUCCCAUGGCUGGCCCCAGAAUGUCUAACUGCUCGUCCAAGAUUUUCGACCAAGAGCGACGUCUUCUCCUUUGCCAUUUUUAUGUAUGAGAUCGUAACGAAUGGUCAGAAACCUUGGCCGGAGUAUGGAAGAACCGAGGAUAUCAUGAGACUGGUUAGAUGUGGCAAAAGGAUGACUAUUCCCGCUUCAACCCACAAAGAAUUCCAGCAAAUCAUCACAGCAUGCUGGGCCCAUUUACCUUAUGGACGGCCUGAGAUCUGGGAAGUUGUUUUCUUCAUCAGACGUCUUCUGAAUUCUUCCGGAGUAAGCAGAAUGAUGAUGGUUAUGAUUACUUUAUAGAUCCCCAAGCCAGAACAUCGAUCUUUGGCCAAGCUGUCCAAGGGUAUCAUUCCAGUUCCAUUCACCGAGGACCCCGAGGAUUUUGAACUAGAUGAAUGUUCGCCACCCCCCACUUCAGAGGAAGUGCUUCGCAUGGAUAGAAUAACUCAGGAACGCCAAAAAAGACUUCGAAGUCCUUCAGUUGAGCUUAGUUCUGAUGAUUUUUCUUCUGAUUUCCAUGGACAUACACCAAAGCAUAAGAACAGAAUUUCAAGGAACCGGAUCCCUUCUAGUGAACCAAUGAGGUAAUAGCACUGCGAAGCGACAAGUCAUUCUUCUGUUUAGUCGCCCAAGUGAUAACUCUUCAUCUGCGGAAUUUCGUGGUAAAAAUCGUAACAGUCAAUCGGACCGGCCUAGACCUUCGCCAGCACGAUCUUCUAAUAGUAAACCGCCCACUCCAUCUGCAAGGAAAUCAUUGAAUACUCCAAGCAGAGCUCUUGCCACUGCUCGCCGUGUGUCUACUCCGUCCAAAUUGUUUGCUCCUCCCCGCCGCAUCUCCAGCACUCCUAUGAGAACAGCCAGAGCGAACGCGGAUCGAAUGGGAGUAAGAUAACGGGGUACUGUGUAUACGAACCACAAUUACAGUCAUCAACCAUGUCGAGUGCGCAGCCAGUGAUUAAGCCAACUGCCAGAAUCUCAACAAAAAAACGGGAAAAGAAAAGUGACACCGACAAUGAAUAG
Bursaphelenchus xylophilus (pine wood nematode) is the source of this 2234-nucleotide messenger RNA. The record is from the annotation of a GenBank genome assembly. NCBI's taxonomy places the organism in Eukaryota, Metazoa, Nematoda, Chromadorea, Rhabditida, Aphelenchoididae.